Molecule: messenger RNA, 1355 nt
Organism: Carica papaya (papaya)
Lineage: Eukaryota; Viridiplantae; Streptophyta; Magnoliopsida; Brassicales; Caricaceae
Product: major centromere autoantigen B-like protein
Source: RefSeq, a predicted model, not a curated record
GUUUCCUUGGUCUCUCUCUCUCUCUCUCUCUCUCUCCCUCCCUCUCCCUCCGGGACAAAUUGAAGCUUCUUGCUUUCUCUCUCCUCAAUCCUCAGAGAAGCCUUCUCUCUCUCUCUCUCUCUUCUCCUGCAGCUCCCAUAUCUGUACUAUGGAGAUGGGUGACGCCAACAGUCUAAACCAUAAUUUAUUUUUGACCUGUGUGUUGUGGAUUUGAUCCUGAACCUUAGCCUUUAUCUUCAACCUUCAACUAUAACUCCUGAGUCUUUUUUUAUCCUGCGCACUCACCACCGAUUUGCCGUCGAUUGAUGACAACAAACCCUGUUCGGAAACCCAGAAGAAGGCGAAGACGAAGAGGGGAGGGGUAGAACGGUAAUUAAAACAAGCAUCUCACAGGGCGUUUCCUUUUCUGUUUCUUUUUGGCUUUUGUUUUUCUUCGUUUGGUUUUUUCUGGGACGGUUUCGGGGUUAUCUUUUCUCUGGUCUCUGGGUGGCAUCAGCGAAAUGGAGGUUUUGGUCGGUCCCACCUUCAGCAUCGAGGUGUCUGCGGUACCCCCGGCGUACGUUAGGGAACGGAGCGGCGGCCCGGCGCAGGAUAAGUUGGCGGCUGCUGCCUCACCUUGUAUUUUCUUGAAGGAGGAGGAGGAGGAGGAGGAGGAGGAACGCGGGCCUGGGCUGAUCCGGAAGGGGAUCGGGUCGGUAACCAGCAUGGGGCCUUUGGAUAAAUCGUUGGAGGACUCAUCGAACAGUUCGUCGUCGAUCGGCGCCGCGGGAGACAGCGAAGAAGAAGAGGAUGACGAUGACGACGUCGUUUCGUCCAAGUCUCGUGAUCGGGGGUUGGGAUCGUUGGGUUCUUUUGGUUCCUUGGAAGAUUCUCUUCCUAUCAAGAGGGGAUUGUCAAAUCACUACACCGGAAGGUCAAAAUCAUUUGCAAAUCUAUCAGAUGUGAGCACGGUGAAAGAUCUGGAGAAACCAGAUAACUCAUUCAACAAGAGAAGAAGAGUUUUAAUGGCAAACAAGUUGUCCAGGAGAUCAUGUUUCUACACGUGGCAAAACCCUAAAUCCAUGCCUCUUCUUGCUCUGAAAGAAGAUGAUGAAGAGGAUGGAGAAGUGACCAACCCUACAUCAACAUCGUCAUCUUCUUCAUCGCCAUCGAAUUAUGAGGAUGGAGAAGGAGGAAAAAGAAGCAAGUUACAGAGCAGGAGGCAGCUGGUGGUCAAGUAUCAGAGUUGUUUUUCUCUAACAGAUCUGCAAGAGGAACCUCAAUAACAUCUUUUUUUUUUUUGAACUUUUAAAUAUUAUAUAAUGUGUGUUAGUCUCUUACCUUACAAAAUUUACCCAUAUGUUUCUUUUGUUUUC